UUAAACAGAACAAACGCUUAUAUCAUGAUUCAAUAUGAUUUGAAGAAAAUGCAUUUUUUUCAUUAAAAAAUGUUUCUCAGUGUGUAUGUGUGUAUAAAAUAUAUGUGUGCGCGCGAGUGUAUGUGUGCAGGAGCAUCACAUUUAAUUCAUCGUUUCCUAAAAAUAAUUUUCAAUUAUUUUUGUGGCGCGCCUUGAUUACGUCACACGCUUUAUAGAGCUGUUGUGAUGAUUUAACGUGUGCGUCUUGGUAUUCAACACAUGCGCCGGAAAUGAUCUACAGAAUCGUAACUAUACGACCAGGCUCGUCAUCCGCGCCCACGAUCGCGAAACGUGGCACGUCAUUCGUUGUCCCCGUACGAGCCGACGAGCAAUUUUAACAUUUAUAACGGAAACGUACGUUUUGUUAUAAAUACGUACUUUGCUAUUUAUAGUCGCACAGCGCAAAAGUUUCAAGUUGCCGCUUGUCGCAAGGCUCGCCGAGCUCGCCCAAGAGAGAGAAACGACUCGCGUGAUCGAACCUGGUUGUUAGAGGAAGCUAGAAGCAGGAAACCUCGGAGCUCGUUUUCGUGCCAUGCGCAUUCUCCUAUAGAUACCGUUAAAUAUUUAGCUCGUCCGUUCAGUGCAAGUUUUAGUCGUGGUGAUGAGUCGUCGCUUGUCGUUCUCCGCGUCGAGCUCUGUUCAAUCACUACUGUUACGCGAUCCAUAAAACGCUCAAGCGAUUCGGUCAUCUCUUUGUUGGGAACGGCGGAUUUUCCCUCGCACGCGUCUGUCGCAACGCAGUUCAACUUCUGGUCUAACAACGGAUUAAAAUGAGUUUUUUCCGUGUUUUUUCUUCGACAUUACAUUUAUCCGAUUGAAUUAACAAGGUAUGUGAGAGUCAACGUGAAGCACGAGAGUCAACACGACAGAUAUUUCAUCCGUGAUCGGCGAAAUUAAAACGGGAAAAUUAAAAGAAAGUGCAGUGAACAGAUAACGCGUGUGCUCAAACGGGAUCGAAUGACACUCGAGACUCGGUGACGUUGUUUCUUCUUCAUUUUUAUUGUACGCACGCAAGCGAGGGCUUGCGCUUCGAAUCAUCGUUUUAUCUCCAUCCCGCCGUGAUGACCACCACCCUGACGCAUUGUUCGCCGUCACGAUCGUCUCUGAGCUGCUGUCAGAUCGAUCAUAGCAGCCAGGACGACAUGCGAGGCCCGGCUAUCGUAGGCAACAACAAUUAUUUCUUACAACGGGAGAAGCACUCCUUCCCGAAGAGACCUGAGUUCGACCUGUCGUUCCGCGACAUACGCUACCACAUCAAGGAAUGGAGCAUACGCGAUUUUUCAAUCAGCCAGAAAGAAAUUCUGCACGGCAUUAGCGGCGAAUUUAAGUCCGGCGAAUUAGUUGCUAUAAUGGGGCCGUCCGGAGCCGGAAAAUCGACGUUGCUGAAUGCUCUUGCCGGUUUCACGGUAAAGGGUGUGAGCGGAGAAGUUCGGGUCAACGGUAAGAUUCGAGUACCACAGAGCGAACGAUGGAAGAGGACGUCGUGUUACAUACAGCAGAACUCCAUUCUCAGAACAUGCCUCACCGUGGGAGAAGCCAUGACUUUAGCCGCUCAUUUGAAACUCGGCUGCACGAUCAGCUCCGCUUUUAAGCACACUCAGGUUUUAGAGUUGUUGGAGAUGCUAGGGCUGAGCCAUUGCUACGACACGUUAUGCGGAAAAUUAUCGGGAGGACAGAAAAAGAGGCUCGAUAUCGCUUUAGAACUCCUAACUAAUCCUUCAGUAUUAUUCCUCGACGAGCCAACAACUGGUCUGGAUUCCUCCUCGUGCAGCCAAUGCGUCGCUCUCAUGAAACGAUUGGCGGAAUUAGAAAGGCGUACGGUAAUCUGUACGAUUCAUCAGCCGAGCGCCUUGCUCCUGGAGAUGUUCGAUUCUCUCUACGUGGUGGCCGAUGGUCACUGCAUAUACAGAGGCCCGGUUAGAUCCUUGAUACCGCACCUGGCUUCCAUCGGCGCCCAUUGUCCAUCUUAUCACAAUCCAGCGGAUUUCGUCCUCGAGGUGGCGAUCGGCGAAUACGGAAUUGAGCUCGAUAAGCUGGUGGCGGCGGCGGAAACGAUACAGAACGAUCAAAAGGAGGUCGUCCUUACCCCUAGGCAGCUUGAAGAAACAGAUAAAAUUAAGGAACCACCACCUCCUGCCGGUUUCCUCACACAAUGCUACCUUUUAUACAAGAGGCAACUUCUAAGCUUGAAAAGAGACUACUCUUUACUGCUGGCGCGACUGCUCUGUCACUUGUUGAUUGGCGUAAUUUUCGGAUAUCUGUACAUGGGAAGCGGUUAUCGAGCUAAUGCCUUGGCAAAUUAUGUUUAUUUAUACGGAUCAUUGCUGCUUCUCGUCUACACUGGAAAAAUGGCUGUCACUCUCGCCUUUCCAUUGGAGAUGCAGAUUCUCAUGAGGGAGCAUUUCAAUCGCUGGUACCGAUUAGCACCGUAUUACAUCAGCAUAUUGCUGGUCGAGAUUCCUUUCCAGGCAGCGUGUGCGGCGUCGUAUCUGGUGGUGAGCUACUGGUUGACCGGGCAGCCCGCAGAAACGAAUCGUAUAAUAUUGUUUAUGGUAGUCAGCAUAGCUGCCAGUCUGACGGCGCAAGCUUGGGGUUUCUUCAUCGGUGUUACUACGCCGGUUAAGAUUGCAGUCUUCAUUGGACCGAUAAUCGCAGUGCUAUUCUCCAUCUUCGGCUUCUGUAUACGUUACUUUGAUACGCCGCGCCUGUUUCGUUGGAUGUUCCACAUAUCGUACUUCCGUGCGGGUUUCCACAGCUUAAUAUAUACUGUAUACGGAUACGACAGAAAGGACUUGAAGUGCGAUGAAUUUUAUUGUCACUUCAAGAAACCCAGCAAAUUCCUCGCUGAGAUGGACAUCAACGACGUGAAUGUGGUCAAUAAUCUGGUACUCAUCCUUGGCAUCGGGGUACUGAUGCAUCUUCUAACAGCUAGCGCGCUUUGGUGCAAACUUAACAGAAUCGUAUAUAUUUGAAUUGUAUUAAUUAUGAUAGACGCUAUAAUAGACGUUAACUAUUUUGCAAAAAGUGAUGAUAUUCGAGGAUUAAAAUGGCAACAAUUAAAAUAUCAAAACUGCUGAAUUAAAAUUGUAUCUUACAUUUCAAGAUCUGCUUGGAUUUAUUUACGUACACUGAGGAAAAAAGUCAAAGUAUUAGCAUGCAAAAAUGUUACUUGUAAAGUUUUCUUCAAUAUAUAUUAGUUAUACAAAAUUUAAUUAUGAAAUAUACAUUCGUAUGAAAUCUCUCAUUUUUUAAAAUAAUUAGUUUAUUUGCUAGAAAUAAAAUUUUAUUUCGCCAAAUUUAAAUAUUUAUUUCAAUGAUAAAAUAUUAUAAUAAAUUUAUAUCCUACAAAUAAAUUUGAAAGUCUUUUUUUUCAGUGUACUAUUUACGUUAUGUUUACACACAAAUUUUUUUCAUAUAUAGGCAAUACAAACAAUAUAAAUUAUUAUAAAUUCGAUAACACAAUAUAAAAAAAGUAAUUAAUUUAAGUUAUAAGAUUGUUAACGCAUUUAACUUUACUAUUGAUAAAAUAUUAAGAAUUAAACGUAAUUUAAUUUUUACCAUUUCUGUUGAAAUUUGAAGCUUCGAUGAUCUUUAGAUUAUUGUUUAUAUCGUAAUAGAUUAUUUAUAUUUUACAUAUAAACGUGCAAUCUUGUUGAAUAAAAUUUAGAUAUGUAUAUAAGCUUAAAUGAUAUUUAAAAGAUAAAUAAGACAUGACACAGCGUUCCUUAAGCGCCGCUAUUAUAAUUUAUAAUUGUAUUUAACGCCUUAAAACAUACUAAAUAAUGACGUAAUAGUUAAAACUUUAAUGUUUAUUUAAUUCGCAUUUUUAGUAUUAUUUAUAAAUAUGUAAAAUUAUCUAAAUAUAUUUAUAUGUAAAGGUUUUAUUAUUUUGCAUUCUCUAUAUAUAAUAUUUUAUCAUAGGAAAUACGAUCUUCUUUUCUGAAAGAACAUAAGCGAUUGUAUUUUAUAAAAAAAAUAUAAAGCGGAAAUAAAUAAUUUCUAAUCGUCGAAUUUUUCCAAGAGGGAGUGGUUCUUUUUUUAUACUGAUUUACUGUUAGUGUCGUUUUUUGUGAUGAAAGAAUGAAAUAUAUUUAUAUACAAAUUAAA
Messenger RNA from Solenopsis invicta (red fire ant), 4146 nucleotides. Its product is annotated as ATP-binding cassette sub-family G member 1. Bases 1101 to 3011 code for a protein of 636 amino acids. NCBI's taxonomy places the organism in Eukaryota, Metazoa, Arthropoda, Insecta, Hymenoptera, Formicidae. The transcript is spliced from 12 exons. The record is from RefSeq and is a predicted model, not a curated record. Gene Ontology annotation, cellular component: plasma membrane. Gene Ontology annotation, molecular function: ATP binding; ATP hydrolysis activity; ABC-type transporter activity.